UCGACCACUCGAAGCUAACGGUGGGUUAGCAUUAGCUGCUUACAGUACAGCCCACUCCUCCCUGCUGAUGUCGCUCACUUCAAACCUCAUGUUUUCAUCACCUUUGGUUGUAAAGCCAACUAGAGCAAAGAAGUGAGUGGAGAGACAGCAAGUGCACUUACUGGCGGAGGCAAAAUGCUGAAUGCCACGAAUGGCGACCCAGGCCAUGUUGCUGUCAAUUAUGUGGAGGAGUACUUCGACCUGAUGGAGUCGCUACCCUUAGAUAUGCAGAGAAGCGUGUCCCUCAUGAAGGAAAUCGAUGCCAAGUAUCAAGACGUUCUCAAGGAGCUCGAUGAUGCUUACGAACGCUAUCGCAAGGAGUCCGACUCACCCCAGAGACGUAAACUUCAGAUGUCCAUCCUGAGGGCGCUGAUCCGCUGUCAGGAGCUUGGAGACGAGAAGAUUCAAAUCGCUGGACAAAUGGUGGAGUUGACGGAGAAUCGAACACGACCGAUGGACUCGCACUCGGAACUCCUCUCGUCCUCCCAAAACGUCCCAGAGAGCCAUGUCCCCGCAGCGCCGUCCAUGGUCACCGCCGCCGCCUCCAUGAUGUCGUCGUCCUCGUCGUCGUCUUCUGCCAUCACCCCGAACAAAACAGGCCACCACGACAAGAAGCGCGACGAGGUCACGCCGGGCUCGGUCGGAGGCGGCAGCGGUGGAGACAAAUCCAGUGGAAAGCGAUCCAGGCGGCAGAAAAACGGCGACGGCAGGGAAAGUUACAGCGGCAUGGACCCCACCGAAGACGUCGCCGUUGGGGCGUCCCGAGAGAAGCGGGCCAAGACGUCGUCCAAGAAGAAGAAGAGGUCAAAGGGGAAGCCGGAGAGAGAAGUGUCUCCCCCCGACCUGCCCAUCGACCCCGACGAGCCUACAUACUGCUUGUGCGAGCAGGUGUCCUACGGCGAGAUGAUCGGCUGCGACAACGACGAGUGUCCCAUCGAGUGGUUCCACUUCUCCUGCGUGGGACUGCACCACAAGCCCAAAGGCAAGUGGUACUGCCCCAAGUGCCGAGGCGAGAACGAAAAGACCAUGGACAAGGCCUUGGAGAGGGCCAAGAAGGACCGGGCGUACAACAGGUAGCCUCGCCAACACUCGGGACCUUUCUAGUAUUACUUUGACUGUUGGCCUUUUUCGUCUGUGUAGUCGUGUAAAUAGAUAUUUUUCUAAGACGGUCAGGACUUGUUCUAAACUUGUGUUUCCACAUGCAUGCAGCAGCUCACAUUCGACUGUACGUGUCCUGUUAAUAAAUAAAUCAUCCUUCAACAAA
This is a messenger RNA of Nerophis ophidion (straightnose pipefish), 1303 nucleotides long. It is a transcript of the gene ing1, whose product is annotated as inhibitor of growth family, member 1. The transcript has 4 exons. The record is from RefSeq and is a predicted model, not a curated record. Bases 175 to 1116 code for a protein of 313 amino acids. Gene Ontology annotation, biological process: positive regulation of DNA-templated transcription. Gene Ontology annotation, cellular component: nucleus. Lineage: Eukaryota; Metazoa; Chordata; Actinopteri; Syngnathiformes; Syngnathidae.